UUGCAGUUUCGUUUAGGAUAUUGUUCUGCUGACAAAUUAUCUCGUGCACUUGCACCACCGGAGGAAAUUUAUUCACGACGGAAUGACUGGCGCGAAUAUUGCGUCAAUAAUCCUCGUGCCAGAAAAUCACUUACGGUGGAUUGGCCAGAUAUUCAGUACCGAAAGCUGAGAUUUUGCAAAUUCAAGGUUGGCGAUAAUUUGGAGCUUUUGGAUGCAUUGGUUUCGAUGCGAGUACUGCCAGCACGAGUGGUGGACGUAAUUGGGAGACGGAUUUUGGUCCGUGUCAGGGCGGACUGCGUCACUGCGGCGGAUCACGUUGACGACGAUCAGAAUUCACACUAUGUGUUGUAUGAUGAGCAUGAUGCACCUCCGUGGUAUUUCAAGACAUACGCUGCACUGAAUCCUGGAAAGGACUAUGGCGCAAUGUGGAAGGAGGGAAUGACGCUGGAAGUAUUGGAUCCACUAGAUACCUGGAAAGAAUUACGGCCAGCAACAGUUAUCGAAGUUUUGGGUGAUGGCUAUCUCAAGGUCCUUAGCUUUGAAGGCGAUAAGUCAGAAGAGGAAUCGGUGGCAAUACACUGCUCAUCGGAGCUAUUAUUUCCGAUUGGAUAUGCCAGGAGGUACGAUUUGCGAUUGAAAGGCCAAGGAAAGUCCGGUACUUCAAAUUUUUUUUUUUUUAUGAAAUUUUACAUUUCAAAAUCAGCAUCGUAUACUCAUUUGUUUUCAUGCCUUUUUUUGCAACUAUGCAAUGCAGAAAACGCAUAUUGA
Gongylonema pulchrum is the source of this 768-nucleotide messenger RNA. The record is from the annotation of a GenBank genome assembly. NCBI's taxonomy places the organism in Eukaryota, Metazoa, Nematoda, Chromadorea, Rhabditida, Gongylonematidae.